Molecule: messenger RNA, 2826 nt
Organism: Anneissia japonica
Lineage: Eukaryota; Metazoa; Echinodermata; Crinoidea; Comatulida; Comatulidae
Product: homeobox protein MSX-2-like
Exons: 3
Coding region: 365-1327 (320 amino acids)
Biological process (GO): regulation of transcription by RNA polymerase II; embryonic morphogenesis
Cellular component (GO): nucleus
Molecular function (GO): RNA polymerase II transcription regulatory region sequence-specific DNA binding; DNA-binding transcription factor activity, RNA polymerase II-specific
Source: RefSeq, a predicted model, not a curated record
CUACGGAGAGCCACUGUAUUACAACGCAUGCUCUGAGAAUCUUUUGUCGUAGCAUUAUUUAGUUGGUCCUUCUUGGGAACAAUCUGAGAGUAUCAGUCAGUACUGUAAGAACUCAAUAGACACUCCUCUUUUGAAGUACUUAAAUAGCCGACAUGCUGGGAUUGAAGUAUACAGUAAAUACUCCAGUUACUUUGCCAAUGGUCUGCGCUUAGGCCCAUGUUGUUUGGAUCAAUUUAGUUCCGAUCUUCAACUUCUAAGUUCUAUUGAAUCAUUUUUUUUUACGGGACUAAGUUUGUCGGUCGCAGUCUAUAUACCAAGAAGGUGGACACAUUUUACAUAAAUAAGUUAUACCGAAGUUGUACCGAUGUCUUCAUCGGCGUUGAAAAUAGCGAUGAGUUUGGAACAGAGAUGGCGGUUGAUGGCUGAUAGCAGCACGUCGUCUCAUCAUUCAGUAUCAGGGGGAGUGGCGUUCCCCGCCUUUCAGCUCGGUAUCCACCCUGCGUUGAUGCGAUGGUAUCCGGCUAUGGGGCAUUUUAGCUCCCCUAGGCCUCUUGCUCUCUACCAACCAUAUCAUGCAUUGAAAGAAUUAGACUCAGCGACAACAGUUCUUGCCGCAAACUUUGAGCAGAGGGUUCCCCCUGCGUCGAGUGAACAAACUAGGAAGGGGAUAACGAACUUUUCAAUUGAGGGAAUUUUAGGGAAACAGAAACUCUCAAAAAAAGAAGAGGAUGAGGAGGAGGAUAAUGUAGAAUCAGAUGAAGCUCAAAUCCCAGCGACAAAGCCAUCAAUUUUUAGUCUAAACAACUCUGAACAUAUUUCAAAAACAGAAGUGAAACAUGAGCCGGGGGUUGGACAGCAAGCUGAAGAUCCUAUGGCUAGAUUUUCCUGGUUACAAUGCACUCGAUAUAAGCCUCCACGACUUCCAAGGGCUAAAAGGAAAGAGGUAAAGAAGAGGAAAGUUGGGCGUAAUCCACGUGUGCCGUUCUCCCCGCAACAAGUAGCAACACUGGAGCAAAAGUUUCGCCUGACGCACUAUCUUAGCAGUGUCGACGUCGCAGAACUUUCAACCACUUUAAAUUUAUCAGACAACAGGGUCAAAAUAUGGUUUCAAAACAGACGAGCUAGAGAAAGGCGCGAUAAAGAAACAGCAGAAAAAGUUAAGGACGUUCAGGAAGCCACACCGUUAACAACAGACAACAUACAAGCGACUAUUGCUCCAGCCACCUCAACGGCUAUUACUAUCACAUCACAAGGGACGUUAACACGAAUCUCCCACGCAGCGGAUGGUUCAUCAGCGUUUGAACCUGUAGCACUUGUACAUAAAUGAAGACAGCGAUUAAAAGUAUAUUCUUCACAAACAUGAUUUUUGUGAAAACAGAUAUUAAUACAGUUCUGAAAUCUUUAACCGGACAGUCAUGUCAUUGUCUAACAUUGAAUGACGUCUGUUAAUGGACAUGUGAAUUAAUGACAAGACCUGCGCCAACAUGCUUAGAAUUAAAUUGUUCAUUGUCUUAUAUUGUUAAAUGUAUAAAUCAAGACAUAAUUCCAUAGAUAAGCACACGUUAGUUAUUUCAACUAUUUUACAUUCCUGCUUUAGUGGUUUAAUCAUUGUUGUAAAUUAUUAAUAAUCUUAUCUACUUUGUCAAUGAUACAUCUCAUACUUAUAAAAGAAUUCCAAUGCUUAGGCAUAUUUGUAUGCUUGGUUGGUUAAUGAAGUGCUGCUAAAAUGACCAAUACGAUUUGGACGUUCUUGAUGUAAUUGAUCAUUAAAAAAAAUCGAGCAAUCGUAAAUUAUACAUAUUUUUUUGUUACAUGAUUGUGUCAAAUAACUUAUAAUGUAAUGAAUAAAUUAAUUGAAAAUUUGUUUUAUGCUAUUUAAGAAUAUAUCUAAUACUACGUAUUGGAGUAUAUUAGCCUUGAAUCAAUUUGCAUUCGCAGUAAGAACAAUUUAGCUUUUAUUAAUUCGUAAUAAAAAUGAUUACUUAUCGAAUAUUAAUAUGUUAAUAUUCAUGCCUUAUGGGUUCUCGAUUAUUGUAACAUGUUUGCCUCUAAUUAUUUAAUGUUCAAAUUGGAUAUUAGCAUAUUUUCUUAUUUGAUAACUCUGAGAUGAUCACUUAAGAGAAGUUUUUACCUGAAGCACUCAAAUGAAUAUUCAUUUAUUCGUUCUUAAACAAGUUCUUAUAUAAGUUCGUUUUGAUAUAUGCUCGUUCUUAUAUGAGUUAGGUCUUAUGUAAGUACAUUUUAUACGUCCCUCUUAUAUAAAUUUGUUAUUAUAUACGUUUUAUCUUAACUUUUUAUAUUAUUACUUUGUUUUUAUGUGUCUUAUGUAAAUUUCCUAUGUAAAUAGAAUAAACAACUAUCAAUUUAUUGCCCUCUAAUCAUGUCUCCAUUUUUAUUUCUUAUAUUAUUUUAUUUGGUAUAUUUAUUUUUUUGUGUUAUACACAAGCAACCAAGUUUAAUGGAACUUGUUGUAAUUAAUCUGGUUUUAUGGUACAAUAUAACAGAAUUCGCAUAAUUAAAAAAAAAACAGUUUUAUACUAAAAUAGUUUGUCAAGACGUUUUGCAUGCGAUAAUGUGGCAAACUAUUGUUUAUAUUUAAAUAGGUCGCUGUAGAGAUUAUUGAAGAUAUAUUAAAUCACAAAUUUUAGUAUAUUUCCAAAUAAAGUUAUUCUUGUAAAUUCUUAAAUGUCAUUCAUAAUCAAAAGUGAAUUUAUCUAUAAAAAUGCGUGAAAAAUAAAUAACUUCCCAGCCUAGAAGGUUUAGUGUAUGGUAUUAUUAGAACAUUUAUUUAUUUACCUGUGAUAAAAUUACCCGUGCAGUUAAAAA